ACUUCCACAUCAUCACUGCUGUUGACUCAAUAGUCUACAUCACCAACACCCUCGAAUAGAAUGGAUCCAGCACAACCCAUCAAUAUUCCUCGAACUUCCCAGCCACAUGAAGUCCAUACUACGGCUACCAAUGGUAACGGAAGUUCUGUUGCGCAGCCGAAUAACUCGGCACCACUAGUAGUUGCAACUACCAAUACCGAUGGAAUUCCACCCAAUGCAGCCAAUUCUACCAAAGGUUAUGUCACCAUGGCAGGUUUUACUGCUCUCCUGGACAGGGAAUGUUCCAAACACAAAACAACCCCUUUUCAAUUUGUUCAUGAUCCACCCAACCCAAAGGAGAUUCUAUCCAGACCAUACCCAAAGAAAUAUGAAAGUCCUACAUUCUUGCAGUACAAUGGAAGGAAAUGCAGUGCUGUGGAGCACGUCAGUAAUUUCCUUAAUGCCAUGAGGGCUCACGCGGAUGACAAAGAUUUAUGUCUAUGUGAGUUCUCAAAGUCUCUCUCUGAUAGAUCUUAUACAUGUGAAGAGUGCAUCACCAUCCUUGAUCUCCAUAACACCAACCAAUACAUUGGUGAGGAUUUAAUGGUGUAUGUGAAAAGAUGUAGGGAUUUGGCACUCGAUUGCUAUGGUGGCCAAGCUGAAUCCUUCGUAAUGGAAAUAUGCAUCAACAACAUGUUUCCAGAAUAUCGCACUGCCCUUGAAAACAUCGGGAUCAACCAGUUUGCAAGGCUACUCAAUGCCACCAAGAGAACAGCCAUUUCUGUCAAAGCCAUCUCUAAUGGGAAAUCUGUAGCGAAGUUGACAGAAAAGAAAACCGUGGCUCACACCUUGGCUGUCUUUGUUUGGGACCAAGACAAAGGACAGAAAAGAAGAGAUCAUGGUGCGGCACUGCCACCAACUAUUCCUCUCAUUGUCAAAGAACUCGACGUGAUGUAUCAUCGAUGGGUUUCAGAAAGGCUAUUAGAAGUGCCAAACAAGAGACAGAGGGUGGACGAAGAUCCUUUCGCACACCACAACUUAGGUGCCGUCAAUGUUCUCACUCAUGUGGAGGCGUUGGAGCAACUUGGUUUCACUAUUGAGGCGCGACGAAGAACCACAAAGGCCAUUCUCUCCAUCGCCAAUGAGGUUGGACGAGAAUGCCUCAACACUAAAGCACAUAUCAACUCUGUUGGUGACAAGCAUGCACUGGUUGAUACAACAUCCUCUCUCAACCUGAUACCAUUGAGCACCAUCAUCCUGCAGGAAUCCCCCAACGAAGAAUCAUCAAGUCUCCACUCAGCAUUAUUGGCUUUGACAGUAGCAGAGAGUAUGCCCUUGGAUACAUUGAGACCCACUUUGCUGAAACUGCUUUUUGUGAUGAAUUCACCCCCUCUGGCAAAGCGACAGUAUCUCGCCAAGGUGGCCUUGUCCUGCCAACAUGGAAUGACAUCAAAGAUAAACCUGAUCUUGAUCUGCGAAGCAUCUUGGAACAUAAAAGAUAGAAGAAAGAGGUGCGCGGGAACUCUCGGCCAUGCACAAGAUGGCCCCAUCGCCAGUAGUGUAGCCAUGUCUUUGGAUCAUCUAUUCUUCACUUCGGAGGGAGACACUUCAAUUGCUGAACAUCUAGUACUGCCAGACAAGCUGCCAACCCUUCACUAUGCUCAACUGGCCCUCACUUCUCUAGAGUCCCUCGAAGCUGUUGAUCUUGGAGAUGAUUUAGCGAACCCCAGGCAUGAUCUUAUGCUUAGAUUGUCGACCAUAUUUGUCCCCAUCCAAGGUAGACCACUUAAAGUCUAUUUGUCUACUUCUAACAAAGCUGUGAGUGCACUGGUUGCCCAAGAUGACCAAGAAGGCAAGGAACAGCCAGUUUAUUAUCCCAUGCUCAUUGGCCGUCUUGCUAAUUGGCUCCUUCAACUAUCUCAAUAUGAUAUUACCUACGUUAAUCCCACUGCCAUAAAGGGGCAAGCUGUUGCAGACUUGCUGUCUAAGUUUUCUAGUGAAGUUCAGUAUCCUAUAUCUGACAAAGUCCCAGCUAAAGGGGCUCGGAUUGGCAUUAUUCUCAAAAAUGACAAAGGCCAUGAUACGGUAUUUUUAUUCGAGCUUGAUUUUCAGUGCACGAAUAAGACUGUAGAGUACGAAGCUUAUCUUAUUGGGCUUGUUAUGGCUAAAAAGACUGGUGCACAGCGCUUGAAAAUUAUUGGCGAUUCAGGUCUGAUCCUUGGCCAAGUUCAAGCUCAUGGUUAUUAUUGGCCAAGCAUGAAGCAAGAUGCUGCAGAUUUCAUUCGACGAUGUCACACUCGCCAGGUUCAUGCUAGCCUUAUCCAUUCCCAUCCUAAUUUGUUGCAAGAUAUGACAACUCCUUGGCCUUUUCAAACUUGGGGCUUAGAUCUCAUCAAUCCCAUUCACCUUUCAUCUGAGGGUUACAUUUGGAUAUUGGUGGCCACCAAAUGUUUCACCAAAUGGGUGGAAGCCAUUCCUCUUCGUAAGGCUACAGGCCCAGCGGUGUUAAACUUUAUCAAGGAACACAUAAUCUGCCAUUUUGGGAUCCCAUACAAAAUUGUAAGUGGCAAUGGAACUCCUUUUGUUAAUCAACAUGUGCGAAAAUUGCUGGACACUUAUAAGAUCAAGCAUUGGAAGUCCACUCCCUAUUACCCCAAGGGCAAUGGUCAAGUAGAGGCAACUAACAAAAGUUUGCUAAGAAUUCUUAGCAAAAUGGUCUAUGAGUACGAAGGAGGGUGGAGCAUUCAUUUGCAAGAUACUCUUUGGGCACAUCGAACGUCAUCCAAGACUGCUACAAGUUUGUCACCUUAUUUUCUAGUAUAUGGUUGCGAUACAAUCCUUCCUGAUAAAGUCUUAGUGCCAACUGCACGCAUCUUGGCUGCAUUUGAGUUGGACAACGAUGUUGACAUUUGUGGCCAAAGGAAUUGAAGACUUGGAGUCUAUUGAGGCACUUCAUCAGAUAGCACAAGAAAAGGCUUAGAAAUAC
This is a messenger RNA of Rubroshorea leprosula, 2965 nucleotides long. The record is from the annotation of a GenBank genome assembly. NCBI's taxonomy places the organism in Eukaryota, Viridiplantae, Streptophyta, Magnoliopsida, Malvales, Dipterocarpaceae.